AUGCCAAGUCGCCUUUCCCAGUCAACGCGUCGACUCGCGCCAAAUUCCUACUCCCGCAACUCGCGCAUCUCAGCAACGUCGAGUCAGAAUGGACUCCAGUCUUUGACCCACAGAGCGAGCACAAGUUUGCAGGAGGACGUAGAGGAAGAUGAAGAUGAGGAGGCAGAAGAUGAUGAUGCGCAAGGGGGAGCUGAAGAUGAGGACGACGCAAGCGAUGGAGAAGCAUCGCUGCGUAUGCAGAAGCGCAGGCGAAUGAACGAGGGCAGCGGCGCCAAAAGCGUUGCAGACAAAUUGGGAAGAAAGGAGAUCAAUCGCAGAGCUCAGGACUUGAUUCGCAUGGCUCUCUUUCACGAAUAUAAGCGGACACCUCUGAGGAGGGACGAUAUAAAUAAGAAAGUGCUUGGCAAGGAGAACUCUCGCGCGUUCCCAGUGGUCUACAACAAAGCACAAAGAUUGCUCAGAGCUACCUUUGGGUACGAGCUUGUGGAGCUGAGAGCCAGAGGCACCGAGAGUCAGGCACAUCUCGAUCUCCUCAGGAUGCAGACUCAGAGCCUCAAAGAGGCGAGCAAGAAGCGAAGUAAGCACAUUGAAGAAGAGGAAGAGACCGCCAAGAACAUACCCUCGGGCUCGUAUGUGCUGCGCUCAAUCUUGCCGCCAACGCUAUUGAAUGCGCUCCAAACUCCCGACGCUGGGCUUGCCGCUGCGACGGCCAGCACCGACGCGGUGCAACAUGGCGAUCCGACGGGAGUAGCCAUCGACUGGAAGCGCGCAGAGGGUCAACAAGCACCGAUGGGCUUGCUGUACCUCAUUUUGAGUCUGAUUCUGCUCGGCGGUCGAGCUUUGUCCGAUGGCGACUUUCGUGCUCAGCUACAUCGCUUGUCGCUUGAACCAAGCACUAUCUUGCCAAAUGCGCUGUGUCCAGAGCAUGCGGAGCAAAGUGCAAGCUCGAGGUGCUCGCAAAGGACGUCAGAUCGGCCAACACUCUCUGUGUUCCUCGAUCAGCUCGUGAGACAGGGAUAUUUGGAGCGUGUAAAGUCUGCCGCUGCUCCCCCUGGUACUGCUGCAGGCACAGGUACAUCCAGCAAGGGGCGCAGGGCCAUCGCUUCCAAACGCAAAGAUGGAGAGGGACGCCCAGGCGAAGUGGACAAUUUUGAGUGGAGAUGGGGAGCUAGAGCUGAGGUGGAAGUUGGAGAACCCAACAUCGCAGCUUUCGUAAAGGAGGUCUAUCUCACAUCCGAGGAUGCCGACGACUCGGAGGACGCGGAGCCGUCAGCGGCCACCAGAGGCAGUGGCCGUAGAUCUGGAGCGAACGCUGCCGAGUCUAGAACUACCCAGCGCAGCAAUAGAGACACACAGAAGGAGGCACUGCUGCUGAGGGAUAUCGAAAGGGCAGCUGGCUCGCAGCUUGUUGAUUGA
Messenger RNA from Ceraceosorus guamensis, 1416 nucleotides. RefSeq names its product MAGE-domain-containing protein. Bases 1 to 1416 code for a protein of 471 amino acids. Lineage: Eukaryota; Fungi; Basidiomycota; Exobasidiomycetes; Ceraceosorales; Ceraceosoraceae. The transcript is spliced from 4 exons. Gene Ontology annotation, cellular component: nucleus. Gene Ontology annotation, biological process: DNA repair. The record is from RefSeq and is a predicted model, not a curated record.